Molecule: messenger RNA, 941 nt
Organism: Zingiber officinale
Lineage: Eukaryota; Viridiplantae; Streptophyta; Magnoliopsida; Zingiberales; Zingiberaceae
Exons: 7
Coding region: 126-848 (240 amino acids)
Biological process (GO): protein ubiquitination
Cellular component (GO): membrane
Molecular function (GO): zinc ion binding; ubiquitin-protein transferase activity
Source: RefSeq, a predicted model, not a curated record
AUCAUGAAUAUCUCGGUUUUCUCGCAAUCUUUUCCUGCAAUUUCUUUCUGAGAUUGUUGUCGAUGACGGGGUGAUGCUGUCUUCGGAGUUGAAGAGAACUGCUUCAUUCAAAGAUUGCAGAAAAAAUGGGCGACCAUUUCGCGCUGUUGGCGGGCCGGCUCCUCACGGAGUCGACGCUCGAAGCAACCGUCGGGAGCAAGGAGGAAGACCAAGGCAGAGAAAUCACCCGGAACAGGAUCGCCGGAGACAGGAUCUCCGUAGGGGAAUCACUCGAGUGCCGAAUCUGUCAAGAAGAAGACGAAGAUUUCAAUAUGGAGACUCCUUGUUCUUGCCGUGGUAGCUUGAAGUUUGCUCACAGAAAAUGUGUCCAGAGAUGGUGCAACGAAAAGGGCGACACUGUGUGCGAGAUUUGCCUGCAGCAAUUCGAGCCAGGAUAUACGGCUCCACCGAGGUUACUUCAGUAUGGGACUGCUCCGAUGAACUUCAGAGGAAACUGGGAGAUCACAAGACAGGAGGAUCUUCAUGAUUCUCAAAUCCUGGCACUUGCUCCUUCUGAGCCUGAUGAUUCUUUGCACCACCAUGACGACGACCAUUCGAGGAGCAAAAUUUGCUGUCGAGCCAUAGCCAUAACAUUCGUGGUUCUUUUGUUUCUUCGUCAUUGCCUUCCUCUCCUGAUUGGCGGACCUGAGCAGUACUCAUUCACCUUAUUCUCAUUGCUGGUGUUGAGGACUGCUGGAAUACUUUUGCCUGUCGUCGUGAUGCUCCGGACAGUAAGAACACUCCGUCAGUGCCGUCGUCAUCAGGCAGCUGGAGAAGUUGCUUACUCACAUCGCAUCCAAAUGCACUGACAUUAAAGAGAAGCAAUUCAAAUGAUGCUUGAAUUGAUCUGUAAAUAGAAGCCAAGAACCCUUGGGCUUGUGUUUAUUAUGUUUAAAAUCAUG